AGAUCAGACAGGGGCGUGUCUUGUGGUUCUUGAAUGGGAAUUUUAACCCGUUCACUCAAUCAAUUUAUAUUCAAAAACGUGCAACAAGUGCCAUCCCACGGUUUAGUUAGUAAUGGCGAUUUCGUUGAGUGUAUCAUGAUUUAGAGAUGCAGACACAUGUAUUAAGUUCGAUUCACUACCAAUUACCGCCGAGUACGAAUAGCUACAGCGUAAGUUAGCUAGCUAACUCAGUUUUUCCAUCCUUCAAAGCAUCAUUCGUUCCAUCGAGAGCAGCCGAGUGCGUUCUCAGACCAACCAGGAGGUGACCGACCGCAGUGUCCAGCUCCAGCCCAGCAGUAAUGGCUCCCCCUACCAUUGGUGCUGCUUCUCCCAAUCCUCAGGUCAGAGAGAACCCCCCUCCCAGGCAGGGCAGGACUCGCCGGGCCCGUGGCGGAGGAGGCCACAGCCGCCGCAGCCUCCUCCGCUUCAGUGUCAUGCUAAUGACGGUAAGACGCAUGGUUACCAGCCACACCAGCCUGGUCAGACGCUUACUCCCCUUCCUGUCCUCCAUGUGCUCUAGCCUGGAACGCAUUGCCGUGGCAGCGGAGGGGUACACCACCACCAAUACUCGCUCCACCAACGCAAAUGCUCCCUUUAUUGGGUCCUCCUCCACUCGUCCUGCUUCCAGCACCCCAGCCACUGCUAGCAGUGCGCCCUCUAACCCAGCCAAUCCACCCAGGGCACUCUCCUCCACCACCACCACCCAGAUCCGCAGUCGUACUCGCACAACCGGCACCCGUCGAUCUCUCAUCCGAGCCCGGACCAACCGCAGAAUGGGCCUGUCUCGUAUCAUUGAGACCCAUCUGUCCAGACGAGGCUCCCUCCGUGAGAGGGACAGAUGAGAGCUCUAAGGAAUGAGAGACUCAGAUGGGGUUUCUGUUUUCUAUGUUGCCUACCUUGUUUUUGGUGACCUGUUCCUUGGUUUGUUUUAAUAAAUGCCACCUAUGAAUGUAGAUGGGUUUUGUUGACCUUGCUUGCAUUGCUGGCUGCAUGUACAGUAUUAUCUGUGCCCAGUGACGUUUAUCUUUUGUGAAAUGUACAGAUUCAUUACCCUUACAGUACAUUUAAUUUUCAUGUGGGUUCAAAGAGCUUCUACUCCAUUUCCUUUUCCUGGUGAUAUUUGAAUUGAUGGUGUUUUAUAUUGUUAGCUAAAAUCAGUGUUUCCCUUAGCCUAAUUAAUAAUUGGAGACUAUUCCUCAAUGGUUAAUGAUUUAUCAUUGUUUGGUCCAGUGAAAGCACUGACUCUGUAUUUGCAGUAAUAAUAUGUACUUCUAAGGCAUUGGUUGUUAUUUGAUGCUGUGGCACCGGUUCUUUACAAAUUACAUUAGUGCUACUGUGCAAGCCAAGCACUGGCCCUCUAAUAGUAAUGGAGUUUAAUGCAGUGCUAUAAGACUCUGACUCCUCGCUCAUGUAGAAACUGCUCUGCCUUCUCAUCAGGUUUGGUACCCAUCGUCUAACAAUACCUAUAAGGAUGGUAACAAUCGCUAAUGGACAACAUCACAUGAUUAUUUACUGAGCAAUAACAUUGCAAGAGAUUGGGGAAGGUACCACACUGAGAAAGGAUGGGAGAGAGCUUUUGUUUGUAAUUUUUCUAGCUUAAUUUGUUAUGCAUCUGUCUGUCAAAAUGGGUGUCAAUAUGAUUUAUAAACCAAAGAAUUUGUAUAUUUACUACUAUUACAUAUCCUAUACUUGAUUACUUUUGUUAUACGUUUACUAGUUCGUUUGUUUAUUCCUGACAUCAAAUAAAGAUUUGAAUGGAUUUUGUCAA
Messenger RNA from Oncorhynchus kisutch (coho salmon), 1807 nucleotides. RefSeq lists its product as uncharacterized. The coding region runs from base 339 to 881 and encodes 180 amino acids. The record is from RefSeq and is a predicted model, not a curated record. The transcript is spliced from 2 exons. Lineage: Eukaryota; Metazoa; Chordata; Actinopteri; Salmoniformes; Salmonidae.